CUGAGAACAUGUUUUUCAAAUGUGAGUACAACUUUGCUCCAUAAAGUAUUCUGCUAGUACCACCUAAAGCAUUUGUUGUUGAUAAUAUUUGAAAACAUCUUAUGUUCCCCAAUAUUGCUUUGCAUCAUAAGAAAACAUUACAUAUACUGUUGCCUGCUAAUAUAAGUACUUUUUUUGGGUUGCAAUUGAUGGUUGAAAGCCUUGUCUAUCCUCAGCAUGAGUGCCUUUCAGGGUGUGGGGAUGCCGCCGGUGGAGCAUCUUCACCUGGAACAUGUUCUGCAGACUGUGUGUGUGUUGGAGUCAGUCGUCCGCCGCUGUUUCGGCCCUGAAGGAGGACAGGUGCUGUUCACACAAGACACGGGACAAGCAAUGUUGAGCCGCAGUGGGUCUCGCAUUCUCACUGCACUACGACUGGAGCAUCCAGUGGCCAGGAUGGUGGUGGAGUGUGUCUUGAACCACAGCACUGUAACAGGUGAUGGGUCCAAGACAUUUAUACUGCUGAUGGCGUCAUUACUACGGAUAAUUCAUACAACGGCCUGCAAGGAGCCUCAUCUGUCUCACACCUAUAACUCCAAGGCCGCAGCAGAAGCGGCCACUGCCAGGCACUUGGCUGACAAGUUGUUGGCAUUUGCAUUAGAGGAGCUGGACGAUCUUAUUGCCAUAGCAGUGGUCCCGUAUGGAUGCUGUCUUUCUUGGGAGGAUUUUACUGCAAAAACACAAUUACAAGCGCACACAAACAGUCACUGUGUUCAAAAUCUUCUGGCAUCCUUCUUUUAUUCACGGCUGGGUCGCACCCACUGUGAGCUCAUGAGCAACCUCACCUGUGAACUUCUCACUCACUGGAAGAUUGAAAAUGACUUACCUUCCUCAUCACUUCACUUUGUAAAUGACAACUUGGCUGCCUUGCAUACACCUGUGUCAGGCUUCCCUAUUAGUUGUUCACGUUUGAUUAUGGGGCAAGUCAUUCACAGGGACUUUGCUGCACACUGCCCUCAGACUGACCACCAGCUGGUUAAAGCUGUCGUUUUUUCUGGGUACCUGCAGCCAAAAUUGCUCCGCGCAGAAGAAGUGCUGGAGCUGGGGUGUGGAGAGCAAGGGCAGCAGAGAAAAAUUGUGCAUUUUAGCGCCUGGGCAGAAAGGUCGCUGGAGUGUGUCAUUGCGAAACUGCGGAGUUUGGGCGUCUCUGUGCUCAUGUCCGCAGUGAAACAGUCUGCUGCUGUCCUGGCGUUAGCUCUACAGGCGGAGAUGUCCAUGGUGGAGUGUGUGAGUGAAGACGAGCUGACUCUCUUUGCGAGGCUCAGUAGGACCACGCCUGUCACUGACUGCUGGAUGAUUGAACCAGAGCACGUUGCUACACUGACCUAUUGCAGACCAAUACUGCUGGGAGCUCAUAGGUAUGUCCAUGUGGCUUUCCAUGACUCCGAGGAAAGGGCCACGGUCAAACCCUGUAGUCUGGUCGUUUGUGGCCUGGGGGAAGGGCAAACUGACCAGUAUGCUUUUGCGCUUCGAGAUGCUAUCCGCAUGCUUCUUUCAACUUGGGAGCCCAUGUCGACAUCAAAGAGGACCUUGCAGUCCAACAAAAGCACGUCUUUACAUCCGGACAAUCAGAUCGCCAAUGCAACUCCCUCCAAGCAGUAUGUGUUGGAGCCAGGCUGUGUUAUCCCUGCCGGUGGGACAUUUGAGUUCCUCUUAAACCAUGCCCUCCUGCUACAUGGCAGCAGUUGCUCAUUUCCUGAUGACACAAUUACGGGUGUCCCUGCUGUUUCCCAGCUCCUGGCAAAGGCUCUUCUGAGCGUGCCACGACAGAUUUACUCUGACAGUCCACGGCGUUUCCUGCAGACUCAAACCAGACUCCUGAGUUGUAUUCAAAAUCAUUUGCACCCUUCCAGCCUCACACACAAACAAGAACCCAACACAACCCUCAUACAGGUUAAGGAUGAAAGUGAAAGCCCUCUAGAGGAGGGUACACUGAUCAAGCAUUGUCGUCCAGAAGCUGACCCGUCACCAGAGGUGUUUACGUUGGACUCGGGCCUUGAAUCUGUCUCUUGUAAAUACCAGGUACUUUUGGCCGUGCUGCAGUGUGUCUCAAGUCUUCUCCGUGUGGACACCGUGCUGCACACACACACCGCCUUACACACUCAGUCUCACAGACUUUCAAACAUUUCCCGGGAGGGCACAGAUGACGAGGCUGAAGACUGAGAUUGUAAUACGUGCCCAGAUGAAAUCUAUAAACAUAUUUUCUCUCAAUACUCGGGUAUCAUUCAAAAGUAGGAGGAAAUUAUUUUUAAUUAUUGCUAGUCAUUUUUUGUACGUCCAGUGUUUCUUUUCCCUCACAACAAUGUAUUUGAAAACCAAGUUUAUACUUCUAUUGUGAAAGUAAACUACAAUUCACAGCAGCACUGUUUCGGUGCUUCUUUUACAACCUGUUAGGUUUGGCAAUAAUAAAAAAAUUAAAAAAAUACAUCAAACAACUUGGUGUUGAUCUCUGUCCAGGACAGAAUGUGCUGUUUUCAGACAAUUUAGUCUUUAUCUACUGUGUUACUGUGAAGUAGUGAGUGAGUAAAUGUGGAUGUUGGCUUCUUUCCUCUUGAGUUCUCAUUAGGGUUCCUUUUCUUCCUCCACAUUUCUCUUUCUUAUCUCAGCUUCCUGCCCUCAUUCCCUGGCCAACACAUUAUGUUACAUAAAAGGCACACACACACACACACACACAAACAGAGAACAACAUGGGGGCAUCGUCUCACGUAGACACACACACUUUUUAAUAAUCAGUGUUAUCUGUAUUGCGGGGGUGGGGUGUCUGAGGGGGCCACACCCGGCUGUUAACAACCAAAUCGAAUUGUACUUCCUUGUGCUAUAAUCAGAGGAACUCAACCUCUGUCCUCACCUCUUUUUGGUGAAGUAGUGAGUCAUUAAAAAUGGCUAGAUUAACUGUCAUCCAUAAUCGUGCUGUUUACUGUCAUCAGUGUGCACCUAGUUUUCAACAGAUAUUUCACAAUAAAUUUUUGAUGACAUGACUCAGAAACAAAGACAGUUCUUGGCUUGUUUUUCGUGUUUUAGAACAAACUACAUGAGUCACACUUGAUGGUCACAAAUAUCAAAGAGGGAAAAAGCUGGGUUAAGUACUCACUGCGCACACGGAAAAUAACCUGGAGGUUGUUUUAAGUCUUAUCAAGGCCCCUUCGCCCGUAUCAACCUGACAUGCUCCCUGUAUCCCACACGGCUAACUCUAACAUACAGAGCACAGACAAUUUGUGAAUGCAUCAAUCUAAUAGUGAACAUUUUUCUUUCUUGUUAAUAGAACUUUAAUUGCAGGCCUUUUGAUAAUAGGCUUAAUGAGACAUUACAGCUAAUUGGGCUGUGUGUGUGUGUGUUGCUUCCAUUGAAGUAAGAAAAAGAGUGAGUUGCGUGCAUAAUAUAGACCUACCGAGCCAACUCAGUCAGUACAUUUUGGUUUAUUUGGUUCUCAUUAAUAUUUGCCUCUGUGAAACAUAGUGCAUAUGGUAUAAAUCAAUCCAAUCUCUGUAAAAUAAAAAGAACAUUAUAAAAUACAAACCACAUGUACUAUAUUACCACCUAAGUGCAUGAAUAUUUUACAAAUAAAAAAAAGAAGACGUUUACAAAAUGUGACAAAUCCAAGGCGACUUUAGCAAAGGGGGAGUACAAAAGGGAACAAAUGAAAUGUCACAAUGAAGGAACCAAGAUACUACUCUGU
This is a messenger RNA of Pseudoliparis swirei, 3712 nucleotides long. It is a transcript of the gene bbs10, whose product is annotated as Bardet-Biedl syndrome 10. Gene Ontology annotation, molecular function: ATP binding; ATP-dependent protein folding chaperone. Bases 217 to 2199 code for a protein of 660 amino acids. The record is from RefSeq and is a predicted model, not a curated record. The transcript is spliced from 3 exons. Gene Ontology annotation, biological process: chaperone-mediated protein complex assembly. Lineage: Eukaryota; Metazoa; Chordata; Actinopteri; Perciformes; Liparidae.